Acanthosepion pharaonis is the source of this 663-nucleotide messenger RNA. Lineage: Eukaryota; Metazoa; Mollusca; Cephalopoda; Sepiida; Sepiidae. The record is from the annotation of a GenBank genome assembly.
AUGAUUUCCUUCCUUUCCUUCCUUCUUUCUUUCUUUCUUUCUUUUCCCUCUGAUUCCCCUUCAUUACAUUAUAAUGAGGUAAUGGCAGGAGAGAUUAAACAAUUCCUUCCUUCCUUUCCCCCCUCCUUCCUUUUCCCCUUCCCCUUCCUUCCUUCCUUCAUUCCUUCCCUACCUCCUUCCCAUUCCUUCCUUCCUUCCUUCCUUCAUUUCCUUCCUUCCUUCCUCCCUUCCUUCCUUCCUUCCUUCCUUCCUUCCUUCCCUUCCUUCCCUUCCUCCCCCCCUCCAUCCCCCUUCCCUUUUUCCCUUCCUAUCUUCCUUCCUUCCUUCCUUCCUUCCUUCCUUCCUUCCUUCCUUUCCUUCACUCUUUCCUUCCCUCAUUCAUUCAUUCCAUUCCUUCCUUCCAUCCCUCCCUCCUUUCUUCCCUUCCUUCCUUCCUUCCGUUCCUUCCUUCCUUCCUUCCUUCAUUCGUUCGUUCGUUCCUUCCCUUCCUUCCUUCCUUCCUUCCUUCCUUCCCUUCAUCAUUCCUUCCUUCCUUCCUUCCUUCCUCCCCCUUCCUUCCCCUUCCUGACUUUCUUCCCCAUUCUUCCUUCCUUCCCUUCGUUCGUUCCUUCCUUCCUUCCUUCCUUCCCUUCUUUUCCUUCAUCUUCCUUCCUUCCUCCCUGA